Penicillium bovifimosum is the source of this 1341-nucleotide messenger RNA. Its product is annotated as CAAX farnesyltransferase subunit beta RAM1. The transcript is spliced from 7 exons. The coding region runs from base 1 to 1341 and encodes 446 amino acids. Gene Ontology annotation, cellular component: protein farnesyltransferase complex. Gene Ontology annotation, molecular function: protein farnesyltransferase activity. The record is from RefSeq and is a predicted model, not a curated record. NCBI's taxonomy places the organism in Eukaryota, Fungi, Ascomycota, Eurotiomycetes, Eurotiales, Aspergillaceae. Gene Ontology annotation, biological process: protein farnesylation.
AUGACCGAGCAAGCAGCGCGCCCGGGGAUCCCGGCCAUGUUCACGCAGCCGCCGCCCAUCCGCGACCCGCUCGUCACCGAGACCCUCGAUCUGCAGAACGCGACCCUGGCAAAAUGCCUGCCAUUCCUGAAAGGCAUUCACAGCAGCCAGAAGGACUUCAACGAGCACGGCGUGCCGGCUCUGCAGCGCGAUGAACAUGUAAGCUACCUCUACGACUCGCUGGAGGAUUAUCCCGAAGGCUUUGUCGCGAUGGAUGCCAGCCGCCCGUGGAUCUUGUACUGGGGGUUGGCGGGACUGGCGAUGCUGGGAGAGGAUACCACUCGAUUCCGUGAACGUGUGGUUGCUACGCUCCGACCAAUGCAGAACCCCACAGGGGGCUUUGGCGGCGGCCACGGCCAGACAUCUCAUGUGGCGGGCAGUUAUGCAGCCGUCCUAGCGCUGGCCAUGGUUGGAGGCGAGGAAGCUUUUGGAUUGGUUGAUCGACACGCGAUGUGGCAAUGGCUCGGCCGGUUAAAGCAGCCUGAUGGAGGAUUCCGCGUUUGCGAGGGCGGGGAGGAAGAUGUGCGUGGCGCAUACUGCGCGAUGACUAUUAUCUCGCUUCUGGAUCUGCCGCUGGCGCUGGCUCCUGGUUCGCAAGCGCGGGAUGCUGGAUUGGAGACUUUGACGAGUGGACUACCGGAGUAUUUGUCCAGAUGCCAGACGUAUGAAGGAGGUAUCUCUGGGAGCCCUGGAUCGGAGGCCCAUGGUGCAUAUGCCUUUUGUGCACUGGCAUGUCUGUCUAUCUUGGCGCCUCCCGAGGAGAUCUUCCACAGGCACAUGGAUAUGCCCCUAUUAGUGUCAUGGUUGUCUGCACGUCAGUCCGCCCCUGAAGGCGGUUAUUCCGGACGAACCAAUAAGCUGGUAGAUGGAUGUUACAGUCACUGGGUCGGUGGAUGCUGGCCAUUGAUUGAAUCAUCUCUGGCCGGCAAGCCGACUAGCACCGAACCCCCAGCGAACAGUCUUUCCAGCCGUGAAGGGCUUACCAGAUACAUCCUCGCGUGCUGCCAAGGUAACAACGGCGGACUCCGUGACAAGCCGGGCAAACACGUCGAUUCAUACCACACCUGCUAUGUCCUGGCGGGGUUGAGCGCAACUCAAAACCACCACUACCGCACAGACACGAGUGUCUCAAGCAAGAAUUUCUCAUCUUCCUUCUCUUGGAAGUCUUCACCCAACCGAUCUGCAGACAAUGUAUUCUCAAGGGGUGAUCGACUGGCGCCUUUCCAUCCCUUGUAUAUGGUUCCGCACAAGGCGGCGGAGGAAAUGCGGCUCUGGUCCGAGGCCCAUCCCCUCACUGUGUAG